This is a messenger RNA of Lathyrus sativus (Indian pea), 255 nucleotides long. The record is from the annotation of a GenBank genome assembly. Lineage: Eukaryota; Viridiplantae; Streptophyta; Magnoliopsida; Fabales; Fabaceae.
AUGUUACCUCCAACAUACAAAAGAGGACCUGGAAGGGAAAAUCAAUUGAGGAGGAAGGAACCUGAUGAAGACACUGACAAGGGAAGGACACAAACAAUUUAUUAUUGCAUAAAUUAUGGUAUGCAUGUCCAUAAUGCAAAAAGUUGUACUUGUCUUAUGGUUGACAUUGAAGCUAAAAAAAGAAAGAGAAAACCAAAGAAAAAUGUAACAGUUGUUGAAUCUAGAAGUACAACACAAGAACAAACCCAACUUUAA